ACACGCCAUCCUCAUCACACGGAGUACCAGCCCCAUCAUCAUCACAAGGAGUACCAAGACCGUCAUCAUCAAGCUCAGAAAGUGCAAGGUCUAGCACGGAAAUGACUGGCGGUAUAAACGAAAAUAAUAGUCCCGAGUAUGAUGGGCCAAAUACUACGCCUCAUCGAAUUUUUUCGUAUGAUGCUUCAUCAGGUGCUUCCGCACGUAAAGACCAUGAUCCUAAAGAUGGUAUCUUCGAAGAUGGCCUUCUUACGAAAUCCCCUUAUGAUAUUGUCGUUGAUUGCAAACUCACUGUCAACAAUGUAUGUGUCCGAUCAAAAAUGGAACAAUGGCGCUGUUCAUCCAAAUACGUUGAAGAAUUACAUAAGCAAGACCUAAUGCGUUACAAUAUUCUAGACACAACCAGUUCUUCUGCAACAGAAGCACGAAAUCUCUUCAAGAAGGAUUGGGAUGAUCUUGUUAGAACAAUAGAAGAAUUUUUAACGUCUAGCCCUGAUGCUUCAGGAUCUGCUUUCACUUUAGCUUCGAUUGAUCAGGACAUAGAACAAGAUGGAAGGGCAGAUGAUGUCAAACAAUAUAUAAAAAGUAUAUCGAAAAAUGUGAAUACCGCGAAAAAAUUACGUGACGUAAUCAGAAUAGAGUGUGAAAAGCUACGGGAAAAUGGAAAUACAAUAUGGAGGAAACGGGUUUUAGACUUGAUGGAAACAUUGCAA
Molecule: messenger RNA, 713 nt
Organism: Funneliformis geosporum
Lineage: Eukaryota; Fungi; Glomeromycota; Glomeromycetes; Glomerales; Glomeraceae
Source: the annotation of a GenBank genome assembly